Molecule: messenger RNA, 595 nt
Organism: Paramecium primaurelia
Lineage: Eukaryota; Ciliophora; Oligohymenophorea; Peniculida; Parameciidae
Source: the annotation of a GenBank genome assembly
AUGCUUAGAUCAUAUAGACUCUAUAAUGCAUUUAGUCGGAUUUCUGGUCUUACAAAAUUCACUAAGGAUUAUUAUUAAAUACUAAAAAUUCCAAAGACAGCAAAUUAAGCUGAUAUAAGGAUAGCAUAUUUAAAAUUGGCAUCAAGAUAUCAUCCAGAUUCAUAAACAAAAGAUGAAAUAAAAUAUUCUGAAGUUAGAGAGGCAUUUUAAGUAUUAGGCAUUAAUUUUAAAUUAGGUCUUAUCAGAUACAUCUCUGAAAAUGGAAUUUGAUAAGUAAUAAUCUUAAAAUAGUAAUGGGUAACAAAAUUAGGAUUUUACUUAGAGUUCUUAAGACUAAGAAAGUAAUUAAAAAUAAGAGAUUGAAAUAUAAUUCUUAUUCAAAAAAGGAGAAUAGACAUUUCCGUUUAAAUUAGAUGUUUCUAAAUAAAAAUUAUUAUCAAAAUAGGAAUUAGAAAAUAUUUCAAUUUAUCACAUGAAGAAAUUCAUGGUUAUUGAUGGAGGAUUUUAAAAAUUCUUCAAAGAUAAUAUAAGUUAAUUAGAUAAAGGGUUAUCUUGGAUAAUUGCAAUAUUAUCAAUAAUAGCAAAAAAGAAAUGA